Messenger RNA from Drosophila innubila, 1305 nucleotides. RefSeq names its product C3 and PZP-like alpha-2-macroglobulin domain-containing protein 8. The coding region runs from base 95 to 982 and encodes 295 amino acids. The transcript has 3 exons. NCBI's taxonomy places the organism in Eukaryota, Metazoa, Arthropoda, Insecta, Diptera, Drosophilidae. The record is from RefSeq and is a predicted model, not a curated record.
CUUCGCAGUGCAAAAUUUCUCACCGAGUCAGUUUGAAUCAGAAUCUCAGUCAGCGAACAACGUUGAGUCCAAGCAAAUCAGCAAACCAGCAAACAUGACAAUUGAAGUCAAUACUCCCGAUAAACUGGAAUACCAGUUCUUCCCGGCCUCCGGGGCAGUCUUUACCUUCAAGGUGCGCUCACCGAAGGAUGCUCACCUCGCUCUCAGCCCAGGUCCCCAGCAAGGUCUCCCAAUUUACGAGAUUUUCAUCGGCGGAUGGGAGAAUAGCAAGUCGGUCAUUCGCAAGGAUGGUCAGAAGCCUGAAGUUGCCGAAGUGCCGACACCAGACAUUCUGAAUGCUGGUGAAUUCCGUGGCUUUUGGGUGCGUUGGUAUGACAAUGUUAUCACCGUCGGUCGUGAGGGCGAUGCUGCAGCUUUCUUAUCUUAUGAUGCCGGCUCAUUGUUCCCGGUGAACUAUGUGGGCAUCUGCACGGGCUGGGGUGCCAGCGGCACAUGGCAGAUUGACGAGGCUCCAAAAUCGUCGCCAAUAGGCUUCACUGAGCCAACUGGAAGCGGACCCGGUUCCUGGGUAGCCGCAGCUAAUGGCGAGGUACCCACAAAUGCUCUCCAGGGCGGUUUCGACAGCAGUGAGCAGUUAUACAUUGCACGCGCCCGUCAUGAAGGCGACCUCAUUCCCGGCAAACUGCAUCCAUCCCAUGGCGUGACCUACAUUGCCUGGGGAGGCGCUGAACAUGGCCACAACGAGUACGAAGUUCUUUGCGCCGCAGGCGGCCAAUGGGUGCCCGUCGAGGCUUCUAACAUUCCACCAAACGCCUUUCCUGCCGGCGAGACAGCCGAAGGCGAGCCGCUCUUCAUCGGACGCGCCACCCACGAUGGCACCGUUACAGUUGGCAAGGUUCAACCCUCUCACGGCUGUUGCUACAUACCCUACGCUGGCGAGGAGCUGGCAUACAAGGAGUUUGAAAUCUAUGUCUCAAACUAAGGUCAGCUUGAGUGUAGCUAUCUUAACAACUCCAAGCAGCGCAAUUUUACGAGUAUUUAACUUAGUUAAACUCGGCAUCUUAGAUGUAUCUUGAGACUCACGCACUGGAAUUCGAAUAUGCAACAUCUGCUGCUUCCACGUCUUACUGACAGCUAUAUAGGCAUUUUCUAAAAUUUGUUUCUUUUGUUUAUUUAAUUAAUUUCUUUCUAUUGUUGAUGAAUCUCAAAAUUGAAUAGCAAUAGUAACUCUUUAUUUUAUACAUUUUGUAACUUGCAAAAUUUAACUAAAGUGUUGUUAAUAAAUUUUAAAUAUAAGCAUAAAAA